UCUCAUUCUAUUUCAGCGAAGAGGAAGUUAAAUACCAUUUGACACAGAAAUGCUACGGAUAGUGGUGUAAUAAUCUAUUGACUAUUCUUAUUUUUGCCGGAAAGAUGUGAAACGUUGUCAUAGUAAGACAAACCUCACAAUGGCCAGUUUUGGUGAAUCAUCCCUUGUUGUUGUUGCAUUCGAUUUUGGCACCACCUUCAGUGGCUAUGCAUUCUCCUUCCGGAAUGAUCCACUUAAGGUCCAGACCAAUGGAAACUGGAUUGCUGGAUCUGAAAAGUUGAUGUCUUUGAAAACGCCGACAUGCCUUCUCCUUGACCAACAUGACAACUUUCAUUCAUUUGGUUUUGAGGCUGAAAAUAAGUAUACGUCACUAGCAGAAGAUGGCCAACAUCAUGGCUGGAGGCUGUUCAGAAGGUUUAAAAUGAUGCUACAUAGCAACAAGAAACUUUCAAGAGGAGCGACUGUUGAAGAUAUCAACCAGAAGUCGAUGCCAGCGCUUCCCGUAUUUGCUAUGUCUAUUCGGUACUUAAGGGACCAUUUUCUUAAAGCCGUGGAAAAGCAGACAGCCGGUGUGGAAGAAACGGAUAUUCAAUAUGUCCUCACGGUUCCCGCGAUUUGGGAUGACAGCGCCAAGCAGUUUAUGAGAGAAGCUGCUAUUGAGGCUGGCAUCGAUCCAAGGCGACUGAAACUUGCAUAUGAGCCCGAGGCAGCCUCUAUCUGGUGUCAGAUUGUGACGUCAGAUGCGAAAGCGUCUCUUGAUAGACCCGGUGUUCGAUAUAUGGUCGUAGACCUAGGAGGAGGAACAGCGGAUAUUUCUGUUCAUGAAAAACAAGCAAAUGGAACGCUCAAGGAAAUUCACAAAGCAAGCGGAGGUCCAUGGGGUGGAAUUUACGUCGACGACAAUUACAUCACCAUGCUAUCUGAAGUAUUUGGUACAAGAGCUAUCGAAGAGCUGAAAAGAGAGGAAAUGGCUGACUAUUUCGACAUUUUAAGAGAAUUUGAGACAAAGAAGAGAACAUUUUCUACGAAAACUAAAGACAAGAUCACUUUUCGGAUAUCAGCUACUUUGAGAGAACUUUCCGAUAGGUUCGAAGGUGGAACGCUCAAGGAUCGAAUUGGAAAUCUUCGUUACGGGAGCAACCUUGAGCUUCGUGGAUCUGACAAGCUUAGAGUUGAUCCUCUGAUCAUCAGCGGCUGGUUCGAUGGUCCUCUAAAUUAUCUGCUAAGACAUGUGAAAGAACUUUUAAGAGAGCCGAAAAUGUCUGACGUUUCCGCAGUUUUGCUCGUGGGUGGAUUCGGGGAGAGUAUGUAUGUACAAGAAAGAUUGAAGUCAGAAAUCAUAAACAAGCAGAUAAUUGUUCCUGCAGAAGCUGGUCUGGUAGUGUUGAAAGGUGCAGUUCGGUUCGGGCACGAACCGGAUAUAGUAUCCGCGCGAAUCAUGCAGUAUACCUAUGGUUUUCGUGGCCGUACGCCUUUUAACGAGGAUAUACACCCAGAGUCCAACCUUGUCAUUCGGGACGACAAAAGGAAAUGCAAAGAUGCGUUUAUAAUCGUUGCUCGAGCAGGAGAUGAAAUUGAUUUCGGCGAUCAAAAGACGGUCGGAAGGGAUCCUGGAGGUAAUAUGGAGUUCACAACAUUCCCGAUUUUUCGAUGUCCGUCUCCAAAUCCAAUCCUUACAACGGAUAGAGGCUGUAGGCAAAUCGGACUUUUGAAAGUAUACCAUCCUGAAGGAGAUACUAAAUUUGACAAAAAGAUGAACGUCACCUUUAUGUUCGGUGAUACAGAACUGUUGGUGAAAGUUACGAUCCGAAAGACCGGAAAAACAUUCAAACUUGCGAUUGAUUGUCUUGAAUAAAGGAAUAAAUGUGGUAUACUGAUUUCUAUUUAAAUGUCUUAUAUAGGCUGACAUGUACAUUAGUUUACACAAACAAAGGCAAAAUAUUUAUCGCAUAUACGAUUUGCGUUUGUAAAUUCAACAGGAAGUGUGCUUUUUAGGUUAAAAUGGUCAAUUAAUCGACGAAUUUAUUAAGUUUGCUUAUAAUUUGUCCAUGUUAUCAUGGAAUUGUUGUAUAUGUUGUUGUUGUUUUUGUUGUCGCUGUUCUUGCGUUAUAACAUGGUGAAAGCAGCAUAUACAUUUUUGGAAGCAAAACUUUUUUUACUGUUUAACUAAAUUUAGCAGCAACUGUGAUAUAUUGUCUCCUUUGUUUGUUGAUAUAAUUGUUGAAACUAUCACUAAUUUUCAUUAAUUGAAUUGCUUCUAAGAGAUGAUGGAUUAUUCAACUUGGUGUACAUUUUGACUCUGUGUAUUAUCAUGUGUAUUGUUUAUCAUUUUCUUUUGAUUGAUUGUUUUGAUGGUGUCUAUAUAGCAUCAUGUAGAAGGUAGAAGGUGGAAAUGGCACGCCUAGUCCCGUUUACGCCUCGUCUACGUCCUACUAUUGGAUAUUUUGUAGACUAUAGCAUUAUUUAGAUCUCUAAAACCGGUCGUUUUACCCCUGAUUAAAGGCAAAUUGGAACAUCCAUAUCUUCGAAACUGAAAGGGCAACCAUAUCUUCGAAACUGAAAGGCCAAUUGGAACAUUCGGUUGCAACCAUAUCUUCGAAACUGAAAGGCCAAUUGGAACAUUCGUUUGCAACCAAAUCUUCGAAACUGAAAGGCCAAUUGGAACAUUCGGUUGCAACCAUAUCUUCGAAACUGAAAGGCCAAUUGGAACAUUCGGUUGCAACCAAAUCUUCGAAAGUGUUUUGCAGUGCGUAUAUAUAAUAUGAAUGAACAGUUUGAAACUAUGCAAGCUAUUUUCUGUAUAGAGCUACAUGAGAGUGUGGACGUGUUGUGUUUAGUGGCUUUAUUAUUGCAUAUUCAUAUUUUAUAUUUGUAUGUGCAUAUUAGAUUUUUUAUCCGCCUGUACUUUCCUAUUUGGAAAAUAUACCAGACUUUGUAGAAAUGCCAAAGAAUGCCAAAUCAAUGACAAAAUUAUAAGAAACGCGGUCUUAAUAAUACCAUUUUACUAUCUUGGAGCUUAUAUUUUGAAGCUAUAUUUUCAAGAAAUGCACUUUUUUUUAUAUUUUAUCUCUCCACAGAAUAUUUAUACGCUUUAAUUUUGAAAACACUUUGACAAUUUUGGGAAAAUAGACACUAUUUCUGUUUGAGAAAAACCUCUGUUAAAUGGGCAGCAAAUUUCACGAAAAAACUGCAUCUAUCUUACAAUAUCUGUCUCGCACUGGCAGUUGCAAAAUGUUUCUUGAACAUUCGUCGAAUGCAUUGUUUAAAUUAAAUGACUAACGUUCUUAGGACCUACCUCAAAAAGAGUGUCCCGGUUAAUAUCCACGUCAGUGUUAUGUGACUUCUGUAUACAUUUCAUAUUCGUGUAUAAAAUUCUUCAAAGCUGA
Molecule: messenger RNA, 3386 nt
Organism: Mya arenaria
Lineage: Eukaryota; Metazoa; Mollusca; Bivalvia; Myida; Myidae
Product: heat shock 70 kDa protein 12B-like
Exons: 5
Coding region: 140-1855 (571 amino acids)
Molecular function (GO): ATP-dependent protein folding chaperone; ATP binding
Source: RefSeq, a predicted model, not a curated record